Molecule: messenger RNA, 1470 nt
Organism: Colletotrichum gloeosporioides
Lineage: Eukaryota; Fungi; Ascomycota; Sordariomycetes; Glomerellales; Glomerellaceae
Exons: 4
Coding region: 1-1470 (489 amino acids)
Source: RefSeq, a predicted model, not a curated record
AUGACAGCUGGAGUAGAGCUCCGCACAACAAGGUCAUCCUUUAGAGCACGAAACGGCUGCCUACUUGCCGCAUUCACGAGCCUUGGCUUGGCUGUACGGGUCGUGACCAACACCUCCCGCGUCAUUUACCGUAUUCCGGAUACCGAGCCCGUGAAGUUAUUGAGACGCCUUAACGCGAUUCGAACAGAUGCAGAAUGCGUCGCGGAGGAUGCCUUUAGGGCUGUCCAGAGAUACUUCCUUCAAAGCGAUACUUUGACACUCGGAGAAAAGACUCUAGUAACUGGGAGUCAUUCCAUGGAGGAUAUUCAAGGCUUGGUGGCCGCAACGCUCGAAAGCUACGAGGCAGCGAAGCGGUCGAGCAAAACUAGAGGGUGGCUUCAAAAGACGUCUGACAUCAUAUUUCGCUACGGGACGAUCCUCGACGUCUUUGUUCAACAUCAUCCAGAGUAUGUAUCGCUGGCAUGGGGCGCUAUGACGCUGGUAUCUGGUCGGAGGAAGAGCGUGGUCAACCACGCAGAGACCCUGAAAAUCGUGGCCAAGUCCACCUGCCAGGUUGGCAUACGACUUUCGCGAGUCAAAGCUGAUUCCACAAUAUACCCAACGACGAACAUGCGACUUGCCGUUGAGAAUCUGUAUUCUUGCAUUUUGGAGUUUCUGCUGAUUGCCCACUCGUGGUGCAAAGAGUCAAAACUCCGUCAUUUCAUCGAUAGUUUCACGCGGCCACACCAACUUCAAUACGACAAUUUGCUACAGAGAAGUGUUGUUGCUUCUGAUAACAAUGCGGAACUAGCAGCUAUAGGCUCGCAAGCUGAGCUCCGUGUUAUGCACACAACUCAUUCAGGCAAGCUGGAAGGGAUUCUAUCGGCCAUAGAAGAGGCAGAAAAGUCCUACAAACAACAACUUGACGGUCUAACACAAGUCGUUUCUAGACUAAGGGUUUCAAACGAAAAGCACGAAAGGAAGCUUGAUCUCAUCGUGCCUCUCCUGGAAGCCUCGGGUCUGACAAUGCAUGACCUCAUCUCCAAAGUAGAGAGUGGGCGAUCCUUAGCUCCUCAUAACCAUUCUAGGUGCUUACAGACAGCGUGCAGCUUUUCAGUCUAUUUGAAAAAGCGCCUAGCUAGAUACGAAUCAACGACUCUCAGAGAUCUAUCUGUCUUAUCCUCUAGACUCACGAAAUGGUCGUUAAGCCAUCAAUCUUCCUUGAUUAUCAUCAGAGGCCCCUUUAGCGUGCGGUCUGCCAUGGUAGACUUCAGCAUUGACGUCAUUCAAACUUUAGCAUCCGACGAGGUGCCGACUCUGUGGGCGUUGCCCAGCUUAGAGAAAUCGAAGCAUGCUUCCAUGUCAACGGCGGUAGCUCUGAUCAAGUACCUCACGUACCAGGCGUUGCGGUGGAGCGGUUCCCUCAAGACGGAAAAAGAGUUGUCGACUCGAUACUCGCAAUUUCAUACUGCGCAGAAGCCAGAAGAUUGA